This is a messenger RNA of Nasonia vitripennis (jewel wasp), 420 nucleotides long. RefSeq lists its product as uncharacterized. The transcript is spliced from 4 exons. The record is from RefSeq and is a predicted model, not a curated record. Lineage: Eukaryota; Metazoa; Arthropoda; Insecta; Hymenoptera; Pteromalidae. Gene Ontology annotation, biological process: proteolysis. Gene Ontology annotation, molecular function: serine-type endopeptidase activity. The coding region runs from base 1 to 420 and encodes 139 amino acids.
AUGUUGUCGAAGCUCAUCCUGCUCACCUGCCUUUUGGCUGUUGCCCGCGCAACUCGGCCACAGCUCGGCCUGCGUAUGCCGGACUUCAAUGACGCGAUCGCCAGUCGUAUCGUCGGAGGCAACCCUGCCAAUCGAGCUCACUGUCCCACUUCUUUACCAUACGGCGAUCUCACUGUCAAAGCCGGUAAGCUCCUGAUCAACUAUUGGGAGACCAGCGAGCAGACGUCCAGUGUGCAACGGGCUUUCAUUCACAAUCAGUUCCCAGGAAAUGUCGCUCCCAACGACAUAGCUUUGCUCAAGCUGGCGACUCCUCUUUGUUCAACAACUACGUCCAACCGAUCGGUCUGUCCAAAGCCAAGAGCAUCCCCGAAGGUUAUUCGACCCUCUCCGGUUGGGAUUCGAUCCCAUCAUGCUGAGUAG